CCAUCAAAUUCUUUAGUCAUAAUAAUUAUAGGUAAACACGUAGGUAAUAAAUGUUAUAAGCAUGCCAAUAAAGUAUGAUACACUACAAUUAUGAUCUAAGGUCAUGUCUAAAAAUCGUGUGUCAUAAAAUUAAAUUACCCAUGACGUGACAUAGUGAACCGAUAUUAGUAUUUUACUGCACUUUCAGCCUAUGUUGACCGAUCGUAAGUCGUAGGUCAAGUUAUAGUAGGUAAGGUAGUACAGCUACCGAUAGAAGUAGGUACACCGAUAGCUCGUAAUCAGCAGUCGGUCAAUGUUCACUAUUACACGAUCAUUCCGAUGGCGGUUGCCCGUGUCUGUGUUGUCAUUCGUCCAUCAUCACAGCCAUCCUUCGACACAAUCGAUCAUCAGUAGAGCUAGUAGCUCAAAACCUCGAGCCCGUUCGAGGAUGUCGUUGCCUCGUCUGCCAAUCGUCAGCAGUGUCUCGAUCAGAGAGCUAAGGGUGUUAGGAUGCAACCCUGGUUUCAUGACGCUACAGGGUACUAAUACUUAUGUGGUUGGCACGGGUGAGCGACGUAUACUAAUUGAUGCAGGAGAGCCAAACUUUCCAGAAUACAUAAAAAAUCUUCAAGAAACAAUGAUGAAGUAUAAUUUUCAACUUGAUCAUAUUAUAAUAUCACAUUGGCACUCAGAUCAUAUUGGAGGAGUAAAUAAUGUGUUAGAUAUGAUUACUAAUAAAAAUGAAUGUAAAGUUUGGAAGUUCGAUCCAAAAAUAGGUAAAAAACGUGAUUUCAACUUUCCACUUCAUAUUGUUGAGGAUAAACAAAAAUUUCAAGUUGAAGGUGCCACAUUAGUAAUUCAUCAUACACCUGGACAUACAACUGACCAUAUAGUUAUAUUUUUGGAAGAAGAUAAUGCCUUGUUCUCUGCUGAUAGUGUGCUUGGAGAGGGAACUACUGUGUUUGAAGAUCUAACAGAAUAUUUAAAAUCAUUACAACUGAUUUUAGACCUAAACCCAACAACUAUAUUUCCUGGUCAUGGCUCUGUUAUAAAAGAUCCAAUUGUUCGAGUAAAUAAUUAUAUUAAGCAUCGAUUAGAAAGGGAAAUGGAAUUAUAUAAUUUAAUUAAUAAAUCUCCAUCUGGAUCAUUGUCUGAAGAUGACAUUGUAAAUGAAAUGUAUAAGGUAAUUCCUAAUGAUUACAAGAAAGUAGCAUUGUAUAUUGUGAAAAAUCAUCUUGCUAAAUUAGCGAGGGACGGGAAAGUGGUUCUUAUUGAAGAUAAAUGGAGAAUUAAAAAAUAAUAUGUGAUAAAAUGUUUUUAAAAUUUAAAUUGUUAUAAUUGAGUAUUUUAUUUUAGUAUACAUUGUGUUAAACUUUGGUAAAUUUUAAAUAUGUAUAAGUUAGGUUAGAACUAGAGACCAGAAUUAUAUGGAUUAAAAACAUAUAAAAUAUGAUGCAUGAGUACAUUACUUAAGUGGCUAAUUAUGUAUUAAUAUAAUAUUAAAAUUAAUUAAUAACAAUGUUAACCAUGAACUGUAACAAAUGAAAUCAUUUUUAAAUAAUAUAUAUUUUAAUUAAUUAAAUAGAAUAUUUAUUUUAUUUGGGUUGUGAUAUCAUAUUAUAUUAUAAAAAUUAGUUUAUAUUUUAAAAUAAAUAACAUUUGUAUUUAUUUUUUUAGCAAUUUAUAGUUUUUAAAUAAAAUAAUAAUUGUGUAGACAGGUGUAUUAAAAAAUAUAUUUAAGUUUAUAAAAUGUUAAUUUAUAAUUUUUGUACAAAAUAUUAAAUGAAAAUCACUUUAUCGUUUAGUAUUUAAUUUAACAUUAUAAUUAAUAGACAUUGCUUUUUAUUUAAAUUUUUAGGUUUUGAAAACAUUGUAUUAUGUUAUGUUAUACACCUAUAUUAGUAAUUUAUUAUCAAAUUAUAGAGUUCAGUUUAUCAACAUCAACGGACGAUUAGUGCUUACAUCAUACAUGUUCUUAAGUCUUAACACAUGUACAAAUCUUAUCAAUGGAUCCGUUAGAUCCAAACAAAGACUAUUACAGUGUAAUAAUAUUACUUAAAUUAAUAUUUUUCACGUUGUUUAAGCAGAAUUGAUUAAUUCUUAAGUUUUGUGUUACUAAUGCACUGUGCAUAUAGUUGGUUUAAUGAAAAAUUGUGUAAAUUGAAAGUUUAAACUACAAUUUUGUUCAAUUUUUCUAAAAAUAUGUGCUUUUCAUAUAGUACAAUAAAAUUGGGACAUUUGAUAAGGAUUUAUAACAUUUGUAGUGUAACAUUAAUCGCCUGUAUUAAACCCACAAAAUAUGUAAUUAUGUGCAACGUAAAAUGUUGUCUAUAAAAUUGGUUACAUUUAAAAUGUUAAUAGUUUUGUAUAAAUAAGUAUUUGUAUGAAGAUGCAUAUUAUGAAUAUAAUUUUGAUCUCUAGUUAACUUAUAGUUAUUAUAGUGUGCGAGUUGAAAACUGAACUGUGAUCAUCACAUGCCAAGUAGUUGAUUUUUAUCAGGGCUACUUAAUUUUUUUUUUAAAUUAAUUUCAAACUAUGUAAAGAAGACUAUUUUAUCAAUUUUGAUUAUUUUUUAAAGUUAUAACAAUAAUAGUGUUUAAAAAUAAUAUCAAAAUAAUUUGUCGUCUUUUUUAGUAGAAUCACGGUUUUAAAUAGGUUAGGCCUAGGUUAGGUUCUGUUGUCACUUUAUCUACAGCAUUAUUUACCAAGACUUUUAUAUACAUUUUGAAGGUAUUGUUUUUUCAGUGACUUUACUUACUACUUGCAUUCAGAUUAAUUCAGUGGGGUUGUAUCUGUUGUAACUUGUAAGGAAGAAUUAUUGAAUGGUCCAUUUAAAACACAAAUUCAUCCAAUUUAUAUGUUUUUACUUUUGCUAUCAUCAAUUUGAUUUUUUCCAAUAGUUAACAUUAUGUUUUUAGCUCACUUUUCGCCUCAUAUACUUUUUAUAAUAACAAUAAAUUGAACAACAAUUUUAUUUAUAUAUUUUAUUUUACCAUAAUUUAAAAACAAUUUAUGUUGUAUUUUUUUUUAAUACCUAACUAGUGCUUCAUAAUUUCCAAGUGUAAUUUAUUUUGUAAUGAUAACUUUUUCUUCUUAAAUUUGCAUCGGUUUAUAUUUUAUACACUAUUAUUAUUAUAUUUAUAUUGGUCUUGUACUUUUAUCUUUUGAAAAUUCCAAAUAAUUUUCUGAACAUGAACAGGUAUACAUGAAUUACAUGUGAAAUACAUGUACUUUUUAUUUGGUUAGUAGAUUAGUUGUGUGUAGUUUUAAGUUGAAUUUUGUUAUUAUUGUUGCUACUCUUUUAUUGUUAGUUUGAUAGAAUUAAAAAAAAAAAAAAAUGUUAACUUGAAAGCUAUUUUAAGUUAUUCAAUUGCUUUAGUUGUCUCUUAAAGUUGUUCUAUUUAUGAUAUUGAUGGUUUGAUGUAUAAGAUGUAUUUUUUAAUAAUUAAAAUUUUUUAUUUACUUUAAGUUAAAUGUUAUAAGAUUAUUAUCGUGUAAUUCAUUUUUAUCUUUGAUCAUUUAGAUAGUAGACUACCUUCGUAGCUAUAGGUAUAAGAAAAAAUCUAAUUAAAUUUGUUGUCUAAUAAGGUAAUGUUAAAAUGGUUUUUAGUAAUUUAGUUAUGAUUGCAGUAGUUUUUUGAUUGAAACGCUCGUCAAUUCUUUGUAUUAAUGAAUCAAACACCGAAUACCUACAUUAUAGUUACUCGAAUUUUACCUUUUUUUUCCUAAAUAAGAACCGAUUUCUCUAAUUGCCAUCCCUAUGUGCGGUUAGUUUUCUAGCUUCAACUGAUGGUGUGUUUACGCCGUGUUCGAUCGUUGUUCGAACAUUUUGAGUUGUAUAUUUUAUUUUAUUUUUAAACAGUAAUAUUCAUGUACUUAUUUAUUAUACGUGUUUUCAUUUUAUACAUUUAUAUUUUAUUAUCUUAUAUUUUUUUCAUACUUGUAUUAAGUAAAAGUUAAAACUUUGAAUUUUUAAAUAUAAAUUUUGUAAAUGCAUAUUUGUUGCGUAUAUUAAUGAUUUUUACUGUAUAUUUUUUGCAUAUUUUAAUGAUUUUUACUGCAUAUUAUAUGGCAUAUUUUGAUA
Messenger RNA from Aphis gossypii (cotton aphid), 4063 nucleotides. Its product is annotated as beta-lactamase-like protein 2 homolog. Gene Ontology annotation, molecular function: single-stranded RNA binding; RNA endonuclease activity. Gene Ontology annotation, cellular component: mitochondrial matrix. Lineage: Eukaryota; Metazoa; Arthropoda; Insecta; Hemiptera; Aphididae. The transcript is spliced from 7 exons. The coding region runs from base 293 to 1279 and encodes 328 amino acids. The record is from RefSeq and is a predicted model, not a curated record.